Molecule: messenger RNA, 1440 nt
Organism: Talaromyces rugulosus
Lineage: Eukaryota; Fungi; Ascomycota; Eurotiomycetes; Eurotiales; Trichocomaceae
Exons: 1
Coding region: 1-1440 (479 amino acids)
Biological process (GO): aflatoxin biosynthetic process; regulation of DNA-templated transcription
Cellular component (GO): nucleus
Molecular function (GO): DNA binding; zinc ion binding; DNA-binding transcription factor activity, RNA polymerase II-specific
Source: RefSeq, a predicted model, not a curated record
AUGCAGAAAUCAACUUCCAGUACACAACUCCCAACAACGCCGUCAUACUCACACGAACCAGUACGACGAAAACCACGUUCCACGACGUCCAAAAUUCGCGAUAGUUGCCACUCCUGUGCCUUGUCCAAAGUUCGAUGUCCCAAGGAGAAGCCAACAUGCGCACGAUGCAAGAAACGAGGAAUCGUCUGCGAGUACUUUGUCACAAAACGUCCAGGCCGAAAGCGCGACAGUCGUCGCAUAAUUGAGACUAGCGGAACAUGCACGAAUCCAAGCAAUACAGAUACUUCGUUAAUUCGAGAUGAUCCAGGUAGAGGGCUAUCCACGAGCGAGCAGUCCUCCAUGGCUCUCUUAGACCUGAGUCCAUCUUCAGCGGGACCAAGAAAUGUCUCUGGUACAGUCGAAUUUUCCUCUUAUAUCGAUGUUCUCGCGGAUCUUAUGACGCCUCUCGAGCAAUCUUCCUCCCCCAGGCUUUCUGGGAUAGGCAAUGGUUUCGAUGGAAACUUUACACCACCUAUGGACUUCCUAGAGUUGGGGACGCUAGACUCGAACUUUUCGCAGGAACCGUACGAUAUUGAAGAUCUUCUCACGUCAACCAAUUUCGACCCCGGCCCAUCUUUUGGAAAUCCCUCUGUCAGGAGCACGCUACCUUCUAAAUCAUUCUUUCCUAAUCCGGAGGCACACCAAGCGCUACUCACAAAUCGCAGUGCUAAUUUCAGUCGCGGAAUAUCCGAAUCUACAUCGACGUGUUGCUGUAUUAUACAGGCUUUGGAUAUAAUGAGUAAGCUUUUCAUACCCGACACGCCAUUCUCAACAUCGAUAUCAACGAGCCCGAGCGAUGCUGCUACGAUAUCAAAUAAUACUACAAACUACAACAUUGGCCAUUUUUCUGCUCAAACUCUGGUCACCCAAAAUCGACACUUCAUUGAAGCUGUUGACAAAAUUUUACAGUGUUCGCUGUGUGUGGAAACUGGUUAUCUUGUGACCAUUUUAUCCACAAUUAUUUCCAAGAUCCUUGAGCGGUAUACAGAAGCAGCACGGCAGUGCCCGGGGCACUUAAUGUUUGAAGGAUACGAAGGUACCAUGAGCAACGACAGGAGAAAUACAACUACCACGGAGAACAUGGGGAAUUUUGGUACUUAUUCAGGCUCUCACGACAACGAUGCCAGGCGUGCUACCGCUCGGUUGAUUCUUGGCGAGCUACAUCGCGUGCAGGGAUUGAUGAACAGACUUUCGCUUCGUCAGAAUGCUCCUAGGCAAGAGAUAGGGCAAAAGAGCGCCAACUUUGAGAAAAAUUCUCCAGUAUUUUCAUCUUCAGAUGGCCAGAAAACUGCUUCGGGGGUGGCCUUUUCAGCUACAACGCUCGAUGAAAUGAAGACGGAUCUACGUAAAAAUCUUACUACGCUUUCCUUUGGGAUUAUCAAGAUGUUGCGAGAGAGUUGA